ACUUCGCGUUCCCGCCGCCAGUUGUGCUCUGUUCUGCUCUCUCUCUCUCUCUCUCUCUCUCACCCCCCCUGUCUGCUCUCACAACUCAAUCUCAUUAGGAAAGCCAACCAAAAACCGCAUUGAACAGUGAACGCGCAAAGCAAAGCUAAGAAGAAGUCAAGAAACUCCCAACUCCAAGCUCUGCCUCCUCCCUCCCUUCCUUCCUCUGUGUCUGUUUGAAGAAGAAGACGAAGACCAUAGCACGGCCCAGAGCCGACCCCAGAGAAGCAGCACCGGCAGCAUACAUACAUAUAGCAGUAACCAAGUGAAGGAAGGGAAAGUGAGAGUUUCUCCGAUGAUGGCCAAACCAAAGAAGAAGGUCGCUUACAUUUCUGUACCAUCUCAGAUUAUCAACUCCCUCGACUCCUCCUCCCUCCAAUCCCUCCUCCUCUCCCCCUCCUCCCCAAAGAAGUCCUCCUCUUCUUCCAGCUGCUUCAGCUUCACCAGGCUUCUCAGCUCCUGCCGGCCCAGGAGCUGCCCUGCUCUCUGGUUCUUGGCCCUCUUCCUCGUCUCCCUCUUCGGCAUCCUCAAAUCCGGCUUCAAUCUCAUCCCUUUCUCUCCCUACCCCUGCAGUCCUAUUAAUACUGCCGCCCUUCUGACUUCCCAGCAGCCUUCGGAGGGAGAAGGAGAGGGAGAUCUUCCCUCUAUAAGCCCCAUGCUCCCGGGGUUCGCCCCAAGCGAGUUAUUAAUGGAGGGGGAGCUCUGGAAGCAGCCCGACGGGAUGGGGUACCGGCCAUGCCUGCGGUUCAGCCAAGAGUACAGGAGAGGGACGGAGGGGAUAGUGAAGGACAGGAGGAAGUAUUUGAUGGUGGUGGUCUCUGGUGGAAUGAAUCAGCAGAGGAAUCAGAUAGUGGAUGCCGUCGUCAUCGCCCGGAUCCUCGGAGCCGCCCUGGUCGUCCCCAUCUUGCAAGUCAAUGUCAUCUGGGGCGAUGAGAGCGAGUUCUCGGACAUUUUCGAUUUGGAGCACUUCAAGAAGGUCCUCGCUGAUGAUGUGCGAAUAGUCUCAUCACUCCCAUCAACGCAUAUAAUGACGAGGCCGGUUGAGGAGAAAAGGACCCCACUUCAUGUAUCUCCGCAGUGGAUUCGUUCCCGGUACCUCAAACGGCUCAACAGGGAAGGUGUUAUGCUUUUACGCGGUUUGGAUUCAAGGCUUUCCAAGGACCUUCCUUCGGAUCUUCAAAAGCUUCGGUGCAAGGUGGCUUUUCAUGCUUUGAGAUUCGCUCCGCCCAUUCUGGAACUUGGUAACAGUCUCGCGAAGAGGAUGCGGAGCAAGGGACCAUACCUAGCUUUACAUCUGCGAAUGGAGAAGGAUGUGUGGGUGAGGACUGGUUGUCUCCCUGGUCUGAACCCUGAGUAUGACGAGAUGGUUAAUAGGGAGCGGAGGCGGAGACCCGAGCUUCUGACAGCUAGGUCAAACAUGAGUUACCAUGACAGAAAACUUGCUGGCCUCUGCCCUCUCAAUUCUGUGGAGGUCACCAGGUUGCUAAAAGCUCUUGGAGCCACAAGGGAGGCAAGAAUAUACUGGGCAGGGGGGCAGCCUCUGGGUGGGAAAGAAGCCUUGGAACCGUUGACAAAGGACUUCCCUCAUUUCUACAACAAGGAAGAUCUCGCUCUGCCCGGUGAAUUAGAACCUUUUGCAAAUAAAGCUUCAUCUUUGGCUGCAUUGGACUACAUAGUCUCGGAGAAGAGCGAUGUCUUCAUGCCAUCUCAUGGUGGAAACAUGGGCCAUGCAAUUCAGGGAUCGAGGGCCUAUGCAGGGCACAAGAAGUACAUAACCCCGAACAAGAGGGAGAUGCUUCCUUACUUUUUGAAUUCGUCGGUUCCUGAAGCAGAGUUCAACAGAAUCAUAAGAGAACUGCACCGAGACUCGCUGGGCCAACCGGAACUCAGGACCAGCAAAGCCGGGAGAGAUGUUACCAAGUACCCUGUCCCUGAGUGCAUGUGCAACGAUGCGGAGGCAUGAAACCACGAAAAGCCUUCGACAAACAAUCAAUUAAAGGGGGAUCAGAAUUCUCGACUGGAAAUUCCGAAAGUGUUAAGCAGAUUCAUUGGAACUGAGCCCGUGGAAUGCAUGACAGGGCAAUGAUGGCCAUGUAGACUGCCUUUCAGUCCAGAGUGGGGCACCUUUGAUUAGGAGAGCCAGGCGGGUUCUGCAAAUUUUAUCAUAGGGAAAAUAUAGUAUUAGGCGGCAAUAUUCUUUUUUUUUUUCUUUAGUCACAAAAUAUUCUUUUAUUCAUUGUUGGAGAAACCUAUAGGAUCUUGUAGGUACUAUUCUUUGUGAAGCCGUUCUUUUGUAGUAGUAUUAAAGUAUUGCUACCCCCACGGUUAUCAUUAUAUAUACACAUACAACAGUCCUAAUAA
Punica granatum (pomegranate) is the source of this 2400-nucleotide messenger RNA. Lineage: Eukaryota; Viridiplantae; Streptophyta; Magnoliopsida; Myrtales; Lythraceae. The record is from RefSeq and is a predicted model, not a curated record.